AUGAGUGAACUAUUUGAAUGCAAACAACCCGACACAUGGAGGAAAGUUGAAGGCAAAUAUUGGCAUGUGGUGGAAGCUAAAAGCAAGAGCAAGAAAGCAUCCGGCGGGAAGCUUCAAAACCUCGACAAGUGGUACCAAGAGGAGCUGCCUGCUACCAUCUCAAGUCGAUGUGAUAAACAUGUCACUCUGUCAGAGAUGGUCAAGCUGAUGGAGUGGAAGCUCACAAGGGGCAAGUUCAGGCCUCGUCUGCAGCAGCUCGUGUCUUCCAACAGUGAAUCGGCGGUGGCCGAAUGUUCCCGUAAGGCCUUCAACCUCCUGCCUGAUGUCGCCGCCGCCAUCUCGGAACUCGGCUCAUUGAAAGGAGUCGGCCCAGCCACUGCGUCAGCGGUGUUAGCCGCGGGAGCUCCCGAACAGACCGCGUUCAUGUCAGACGAGGCCGUGGCGAGCGUACCGGGGCUCUUGCCCAUUCAGUACACAGCCAAACACUAUGCGUUCUACCUGAACAAGAUGGUGGAAAUGACCAAAACACUUAACAAAGUAGACCCUCAACCCGAUUGGACGCCCCAAAGGUUGGAGCGCUGUUUGUGGGCGCUAACCGUCGCUAAGCAACAGCAGCUCCCGCUUCUCGGAGGUGUUGUCGGUGUGGCGGAGAAGCGCUCGGUUGCUGAGGAUCACAGAACAAGCAAGAAACUUAAAACCAGAUAA
Nerophis lumbriciformis (worm pipefish) is the source of this 705-nucleotide messenger RNA. The record is from RefSeq and is a predicted model, not a curated record. Lineage: Eukaryota; Metazoa; Chordata; Actinopteri; Syngnathiformes; Syngnathidae.